Molecule: messenger RNA, 3723 nt
Organism: Mycena citricolor
Lineage: Eukaryota; Fungi; Basidiomycota; Agaricomycetes; Agaricales; Mycenaceae
Source: the annotation of a GenBank genome assembly
GGACUUCCAGUCAGUCAUCUGCACACCACGGCAUGCGUGGGUGCGUACGUAUCGUAUUAUAUACAUCCGCCCUUCUCUUCUCCUCCCUCGCCCCGGCCGGACGGCUAAAAAGUAACACGCCCGCGAUCAGUGAUUAGGGGAGAGACCAAACAGCAGCGGGCGUCAUAGCCCUGUCUCACCUUCCCGCCCAGCCCCGUUACACACCCCACCCACCUACCCACCCAGCCCUAUUUCCUGCGCGUCCAUGGCGAAGACGCACCGCAGCCAGCUCUCGGACCCGUUCUCGGCCCUGACCCAGCCGCCGGCGAACGAAACGCCCGCGGAACGCCAUGCGCGAGUGCAGGCGGAGCAGGAGCAGAAGCGCGUGAGCGACCAGAUCGACGAGGAGCUGAAGCGCGAGCGCGUCGAGAGGAAGAAGCGGGCGAAGCGGGAGGUGCUGGUGCUCCUGCUUGGGCAGAGCGAGAGCGGGAAGAGCACGGUGCUCAAAAAUUUUCGCAUGAAGUACGCUGCGACGCAGUGGAAAGCCGAGCUGCGCUCCUGGCGAACGGUGGUGCAGCUCAACCUCAUCCAGAACGUCAUCACCAUCCUAGACCAUCUCGAUGACCGACUGGCAAGCCAUCCGUCAUUACCUCCAGGGUCGGAAGCAGGCUCCAGCUCGCCCCCGGUCUCGUUCCAAGCGCCGAUGGUCUCGUAUGGCCGUGCUUCCAUCGACUCGAACUUCUCGGACAUGUCCAUGGCAACAUCAACAGCCCCGGGCGUGACGCUGUCCCAAAAGCACCGGAUCCUCAAUCUGCGGCUCUCCCCCCUACGCAAGGUCGCGGAGGACCUCCGGCGGCGGCUCGGCGCGGACGACCCGGAUCUUACGUUCGCGAACGGGGACGACGGUGCGGCGCUCGGGUUCGGCGGUGCGCUGCCGGACGAGCGACGCGCCGUGAGACAGGAGUUCGGGGUCCGCGGGUGGAUAGGCGCGCUCGGACUCAAUUCUCCGUUUGGCGGCGCUAGGCGAGGCAGUUCUGAUCGCCAAGGACAAGCGAUGUCCGUCGACGAGGCCACGGAGAUCCUCGCGUCCCUGUCCGAGGAUAUCAGUGCGCUGUGGAACGACGAGGAUGUACAGCUGCUGCUGCAGGAAAACCGUGUCAGGAUGGAGGAUCAGCCCGGCUUCUUCCUUGCUGAUACAGAACGUAUCACCUCCCGAGAUUACGUACCAUCAGACAACGAUGUCGUCCGGGCCCGGCUUCGCACGUUGGGCGUGCAGGAAUGGCGGAUUGUCCUUGAGAACGGGGACUCAUUUGGAUCUGAAUGGGUAAUUUACGAUGUUGGCGGGUCGCGGUCAAUGGUGUGUGUUUCGCUGCGGCUGCUUGCCGCCUGGACUCAUGUAUCUCAGCGACACGCCUGGCUGCCGUACUUUGACUCGAUGAAUGCCAUCAUCUUCCUUGCUCCCAUCUCCUGCUUUGAUGAACGGCUAGAAGAGGAUCCAUCUGUCAACCGCCUCGAGGACACCCUGUUGUUGUGGAGGGCCAUUGUGUCAUCCAAGCUGUUGGCCGAAACGACUCUGGUGGAAGCUGCAGAGUGGCGUUCAAGUCAAAAAUAUCUAAUCAGUUAUGGAGAGCGAGAGAACGAGGUCAGCGCCGUGGUCAAAUAUCUGAAGGACAAGUUUAAGGAUAUACUCCGCGUAGAGUCCGCUGGGCCCAGAUCGGCAUAUCUCUACGCCACUUCCGUAACGGACACAAAAGCGACUGCUGCGACGUUGAACAUUCUCCGCGACAGUCUUAUUCGGGAGCACCUGAAACACGCCGAGUUUCUGUAGAUCUUUCUGCCUGCGUCGGUGAUUGGGAUCUUUGCCACUUAUCUAUAUAUCUAUCCACAUCAUUCGUUUUCUCCGUAUUUAUUUUUGACUGCUACCAUUCUUACUACUACGUGUAUGUACUUUAUAAAGGCGAUAAGAUGCCAUGUUAAUUUUAUUGUAGCUCGGAUUCAACCUGUGAAUUUCGUUCAAAAUCUAUCAAACGAAGUGGCCGGCCGUCCGCGGGCUCUGAUGGACUUCUGGAAUGAGUCAUGCCAUGCGUGCGAGGGCAGGUUCGCUUUCCAUGCGGGCACCAUGCGGGCUCAACUUGAGGGGUAAAUGAAAGAAGCAGUGUCGAAGAGUGCUUUUCACGUCCGAAACAUGUGGUUUUGCAGUAUGUAGCAGUGAAGAAUCAAGCUGCGAACAUCGUCCCUCAAUACCACCUAUUUACGCCAAGUUUCGGGUUCAAAAUCUCCGCGCACACAUCUUGAGGCACUUGGAGAAUGAGAAAAAGCAUUCGAAUCGUCAGUGAUGAGAACACUGCUCCUACAAUUGAACACCACCCCCGAGGAAUAGGUUCCUGGAAAUCGGUCUUUGCACGUGAUUAAGGUCACGGGACUCCAUCCUGAUCUCGUCAUCCCACCGUGUAUGCGGUCACAUGUUGUCUACCAACCUUGACGCAGGCGGCGACUAUGCUAUCCUCCCGCCCUAUCGACGCACGAAUGCUGGCGAACGCCAAAACGCCUGGGAGAGAGAAUGCAAUGAGGCAGAAGGCUCUCAUGACGGGGCAUGGGAAGGGGAAACAAGCGCCGCCAAUGUCUCUUCGUAUGUAGUCCUUUUCCAAAGCGACUCGUGUCUUGCAGAGAUCGUUCGGACGGUCUUCUCAUCUCUGAACCAUCUUCCAACCCAGAGACUCAGCGAAUGAAAGAUGGCGCGGCGUCAAAGAACCCGCUCGUUACCCGCCUCGCCAUGGGCGAUAAAACGCCCUUCGUGAACCGCCAAGCGACGUAUCCCACGGCCCCCAGCGAUGAGAAGCUCGCCAAACUAGUUCUCGUCGACAAACCACAGCCUACUUCGACCGCGACGCUCGAACCGAGUCCCCUGCCCAGCGCGACGCGCAAGCACAUCCGCACACCACGUCUCAGCGCUGGGAACACGAAGCACGCGUUUCGCACGCCCGCCGUGAACGGAAACCCGUGGGAGGUGAUUGACAGUCCCGCCGCCGUGCUCCCCGAGCCGGGGACCGAGGGGGUUGGUGUUGGGACGCCGGACGACGACUACGAUGAGAUCGAGUACAUGCCACCACCCGUGGCUGCUACAGACUACGCACCGCCCUUCGACUUUGCGCUGCCCGACUACGGUCAGGUUGGCAGAAGCCUGCUGCAGAUGACGCGCUCGUUCCCUAUGGGCGACGAUGCACGCCCUGUCGAUCCGGAUGUGACGACGGUAGAAGACAUUGGAUGGAACGGUUUGGACCUACCUGACAUCCCACUCGAGCCUGAUGACCCGUUCGCCGUUCAUGUCAAACCUCGUGCUCCACCGAAGAAAAGCGGUCUGCGGAAGCCUGUCGUUCCUGGGCCUUCGCGCUCUAUCUCGACUGCUACGACUCGAACCCGAUCUGCAGCGGCCGUCACGACGAGGUCUGCUCCUGGUCCCCGGCUUGCGGUAGCAAAGAAACCGGUCGUGGCUACGACGAGAUCGACUGGCAUCUCGCGACCGACGGUGCCGAGUGCGAGAACCGUGAAGCCUGUCGCUGCUACGGGAAGGCCCGGGCCGUGGCCAGUGGCGCACCUAAAGCUGGCUGGCAGGGUGUCGGUCAUGAUUCUUUCGGUGCCGCGUUGAAGUUCGAGACUGUUGCGGGAGAAGAUUUCUUGUUCGAGCUCUGAUUUCACUAUAUCUCCUCUACGAUGUACAUAUACGACGAAGCAACUCAAAGUCUG